UGCAUCGUCCGUGACAACCCCUUCUCCUCUUUCCACCGAGUGCCAAAACACAAGGAAGGAUAAAACACACGGAAAUAAGAUGUCAGGGAUGAACCAGGUGCUUGCAACAUGCUGGACUUGCCUCCUGCUCUCUGCUUUCCUGUGUGAGCCGGUGCUGUCCAAGGGCGGUCGUGGAGGGUCCCGGGGUUCAUCUCGGGGCACCCACUCUCGCAGCUCCACAGCGGGGAGUUACCGGGGAGCAGGCUCCUACGGUGGGACCCGCUCCCGCUUCAGGGCCGCAGGGCGCUCGUCUCCAGUGAGGGUGGCAGCAGCGGCAGCAGCAGGGGCAGCGGUGGCCUUAACAGCGGAGAAAUGGUACGCCUCUGCCUACCGCCGCAGCAAUGCCGACAGCUCAGACGAAGAGCUGGAUUACUACAACAGGACCAAUUACUUUGAUGCACUCAUGUCAGGCUCAACUCAAAAUGGAUCUUCUCUCUCUCAGCUGGUUUCUAUAAUUAUUGCAACAUUUUACCCAAACUAUGGACUCUUGGUCGACACUAUACUGUAGAUGCUCAGCUUAUUUUUUAGGAUGAAUUCCUGAAUCAGUCUAUGACUGAGCUUCUGCUCUGGAUCUGACUGUAAUGUGCAGGACUGGCUGGACCUGCAGUGGAAUGACCAGUUAGAGGUGCAACACAGUGGGGGAAGGACAAUUACAAAAACAUCACUGUACUGUAUGAUUUUACACUUCUAAUCUAUACCAAGAGACAAAUGUACAUAACCAGCACAGUAUUUAAUGAGACAUUUCAUCUCCGUCAGUGUCAAAUCUCUAUGUGUGUGACAGAAACUGGGGCCGAACUCCUUUGCUUCCUUAAAGCUAGAUUCCUGAUCUAAUUCUGAAAAUCAGAAAAUGAAUAACCUUUGUAAGUGUACUGCCAAUCUCAACUGUAUCUUAAAAAUCUUUAUUUUCAUAAUAUGCACAAAAAGGUGCAAAGUAAAUGACCAACAUGAGUACAACUGAGCCAAAUAAUUUGUAUGUAUUAAGCAAACUUGGGGCUAAAUAUAAAGCCUGCUAACACUUUAAGACAUUCCAAAAAAUUUUCAAAGCACCAAGUUUGCACCAGCAUUAUUGAAAAUACAACAUCCCCCAGCAAUUUUUAUAAUCUUCAAUUCAACUUUUUGUUUUGAGACAAAAAAAAAAAAUUACAAUUUGUGGAAGUUUUUCACUCCAUUCUUUCUGCAGAACUGAAUUCACCACUGGAUUUAAAGAUCUAUGUAUUAAGGCAGUCCCAUCUGCAGCCAUAAAGACGAUUCUCUACCAUCAGACAAGGCAAAUGAGAGUAUUGUUUGCUGAAAAAGCUAAAGUGCAUUCCCACAAUCAUCUUGAAUCUCUGUGCAAUCCAUACCCUUUUAUAAUACCUGAAAUUAAGCCACGUCAUGUCUGCGAGGGACACUAGAAAACAAGCUGCUGCUCUCAGUUAUUCAUGUCUCUGAUGGGCUGUCCAUCGUCCCAGGAGAGAUUUUUUUUACCUGCAGUAGACACUCAGGAGCAACAGACUGUUCCAUAUCAAUAAGUGCACUCUCUUACAUUGU
Epinephelus fuscoguttatus (brown-marbled grouper) is the source of this 1569-nucleotide messenger RNA. It is a transcript of the gene sprn, whose product is annotated as shadow of prion protein. The transcript is spliced from 2 exons. The coding region runs from base 80 to 547 and encodes 155 amino acids. NCBI's taxonomy places the organism in Eukaryota, Metazoa, Chordata, Actinopteri, Perciformes, Serranidae. Gene Ontology annotation, cellular component: membrane. The record is from RefSeq and is a predicted model, not a curated record.